Trichoderma breve is the source of this 2256-nucleotide messenger RNA. Its product is annotated as carbohydrate/starch-binding module (family 21) domain-containing protein. Gene Ontology annotation, molecular function: protein phosphatase 1 binding; glycogen binding. Bases 1 to 2256 code for a protein of 751 amino acids. NCBI's taxonomy places the organism in Eukaryota, Fungi, Ascomycota, Sordariomycetes, Hypocreales, Hypocreaceae. Gene Ontology annotation, cellular component: protein phosphatase type 1 complex. Gene Ontology annotation, biological process: regulation of glycogen biosynthetic process. The transcript has 3 exons. The record is from RefSeq and is a predicted model, not a curated record.
AUGCCUUACACGCCGCCCUCUCACCGAUCUCCCGCCUCCUCAGCGACUGCUUCUCCGGAUGUCAGCCGACGCUCAUCAAUUACCUCCGGCCAGAAGCCCUCGCUCCCUCGCUCAGCCUCGUACCUCAGCAAGAACCGUCGAACACCGUCUGCACCCCCGGCUGUAGAGUCCCACUCUACACCAUCUCCUCCCUAUGGCUCUUCUGAUGAAGUCAAGAACGCUGGCACCCCUCCUGUGAGCGCAAGCCUCCGCAAGUCACCCCCGCCGGUGACUGACGACCGGGGAAUUCCUAAUGCUGCCAUCAUCUCCCCGCCCGACUCUGCCUCGUCAGAUAGCGAGGAUGACAGCCGCCCGGAGAUUCGAGGGAGGAAGCUGGGAAAGCUCAGGGAUGCCGUCAGCCAGAUUCCCCAACCCCGGACACCAUCACCCCCAAGCAAGGACUCGAGGCUAAGUCCUGGCGACGUUACUCCUCGAAGCAUCGUGCACACUAGCUUCAGUGCCAUGAGCCUGAGUGAUCUUCCCAAGUCGGGACGCCGGGGCCAUGUUCGAUCUGCAACCGAUCCAAAUGUGUCUGCUAUCAUGACAUCUGCUGAGAACUCCCAGACUGUCUCGGAGGACUCGGAGGACGACUUGAGGCCUAAGCCGCCGAUGGUCCGCAAGAAGUCCGGCGAGCUGGUCCGCCCAGCUCUCCGUGGACACAAGCGACCCUCGAGCAUGCCUGGCACUCCUGUUUUCGCAAAGGCCGUUCAUUUCGAUUCUCAUUUGGAGCACAUCCGUCACUUCCUCCAGGUCGACCGACCUUUGGCAGUUAGUGCGGGCUCGUCUCCGGUUGAGAACUACGACAGUGAUGCCGAGUAUCCCUUCCCGGGAGGCGAAAAGAGGACUGUUGCACGAACACCGCCGUUUGACUGGCAACUCAUCACCAACAACUUCCCCCACGACUCUCCAUCACGACGGGACCAACCUGUUCGCCUAGAAAAGGUUUGGCUGUCGCCUGAUCAGAAGUCGAUGCUGGGUUCCGUCGUUGUCGCCAACAUGUCCUACCAGAAGCUGGUUGUCUGCCGCUUCACCUUGGACUACUGGAAGACAACUUCAGAGGUCGUUGCCGAGUUCAGCCACGAGAUCCGCCCCAAGGUCACCCGUGAUGGUCAAGACCGCUUCCAAUUCUCCAUCAAGUUGUCAGAUACUGCCAACUUGGAGAUGAAGACUCUGUAUUUCUGCAUCCGCUACAACGUCAAUGGCCAGGAGUAUUGGGACAGCAACAGCUCUGCCAACUUCCAGGUCGACUUCCGGAAGCAAUUCAAGCCGCAGAACGGUAAGAACGGCUUCCAAGGCGCCCAGUCCCGGUCGAGCAACAACAGUCUGCCACGGAGCAACCGCAAGCAGACUCCUACUGCUCCCGGUCGACAGGUGCAGAUGCCUCUUUCGUUUGAUGAUUUUGAUAAAAAACCAAAGUUUAAGUUUGAUGACCAUAUCAACGACUUCUUGGGCGAGCACAACACUCCUGGCCUCCGCCUCAAGACCAACGGACUGGCCUUUGCCAACCGUUAUGAUUUUGGAGCCUCGCUGAGCGCUGCCGUCCAGGCGGCCAAGGACUCUGCAUCCAAGGACAAGGAUGCCCUCUACAUGAAGAGGAACGUCCGCGACAGCCCCACGCCCAUGAGCAUGAGCUUCGGCCCUCCUCUGAGCGCACCGUCUGCUUCGCAGUCCAGCCAGCCCGUCGCUGCACCUGCUGCCGCUGCCGCUGCCGCGGCUGCUGCUUCUGCUCCUUCUUCGCCCCCUGUUGGCCUUGGCCUCGGCCUCGCCAGCUCUUCCUACGAAGAGCUCGUCAGUAAAUACUGCUUUUUUGGUUCGAAGACAUCGACCACGACGGCGGCGACUAAUGGAACGACCAAGAGCGAAGAGAUCGAGGGCAUCAGCCCGACUACGGUGUCAGUGGCGACGAUGGCUCACCCCCUUCACCACACCGGUCCUGCGGCUCACCACAGCCUUCACCACCCCAUUGAGAUGAAGCUCACCCGCCCCCUGACCGCCGAUUACCUCGCGGCAUCGCCCUCGUCUCCUCUCGACUCUAUAUCCUCUGUCCUCAUCAGCAGGGACCAGUCGUCGACUCCCAAGUCGAUGCCUCACAUGAGGUCGCCUUCGCCGUCUUUUUCCACAUCCCCAACUGAUGCUCCCUUCUUCGCGCAACAGAUGAUUCAGCAGCGAUUCCGUUGGGGCGCAGAGCCUCAUACCGCUACCGCCAUCCGAGGCUAG